CCUGCAUGGACUAUAAAUUGACUAGAGGCUGUCUAGUCUUUUCUGUGAGUGAUCUCUGAUCAUCAUCUGUGGCACUAACAGUCCUCUGCAAGAGUGUGCUCAGGAGAAAUGGAAAACCUACUGAAGCUGUGUCUCUUUCUUCUCUGCCUUGAAACCACUCUCUCUGUGCAGUGCGUACUAUGUCCAACUUACAAAAAUGGAGAGUGUGUUGAUGGGAAUCAGACAUGCACUACAAAACCUGGUGAAACGUGUAUGAUCCGCAGAAUCUGGUCUUCAUAUGAAAGUUACCAACUGCUAAGUGCGGAGUUGACAUGCACGGAUGUCUGUAACUUUGAUGAAACAUUUUACAAAGGUCUAACAACACAUACAUACUGUUGUGAUUCUGAAGAUUUCUGCAAUGACAUUAACUUACCAAUUGUGAUGGCCUAGUGUAAGCUGGUUUCAGUUGAUCUCAUCAUUCGCAUCCUUUCCUUCCUGUCUUUUUUUUCUUCCUUUUGGUUUCAUAUUUUUCAGGACUAGGGGUUUUCUAAGAGUCAUAUUUGUGCAAGCCAUAGAACCUGGGGACAUUCCUUGGUACUGCGAAAAUGUAUCUGAUUAUAUCAGAUAAUUAUUAUUCCUAAUAUUCCCUAGACAUCAUCACCAUGAAUGUAGUGGACAUGUGGUUACAUCAAUGCAUUUGUCACAUCAGUGGGACUCAGCAAUACAGAUGAGUAGAUAAAAGGAUGGUAGAGUGUCAGAAAGAGGGGGAACAGUCCCAGUACCCUAAAGCAUGUGGUUUAGGGAACUUGGUUGCAAUUUUUUGCAUGAUGACUUCCAGGGACAAAUUUAAAGCAGGAAAGAUUGUUUCAGCCCCUGGUUUCAGUCCUUCAUUGUCUCGUUCCAUUGUCAUGGGCCCAUAGUAAAGCUAAACAUCAAAGAAUAUGAUAUACCAAAACUUCUCACCUCAUGGUGUCCAGGAAUCAGCAAGUAAGAAGUUGCGGUAAGACAAGGAUGUUGACAAAAUACACUAGGUUCCCUUCUCUAACAAAGUAACAGUUACUGCUGAAAAGAAAGAAAUCUAGAUGAUCUUGUUCCCAUGAAUGGCAAAAAUCACCAUGACAGGGUUGUAAUACCAAGUUUCACUCAGUGAAGAAAAUCUCCAACUAUUGUUUCUGUUAUAUAGCUGCCAGAAAAUAAAUCCACUAACUGGAAACUACCAAAAGAUGGUCUUUU
Messenger RNA from Mesocricetus auratus (golden hamster), 1212 nucleotides. Its product is annotated as acrosomal protein SP-10-like. The transcript is spliced from 3 exons. The record is from RefSeq and is a predicted model, not a curated record. Lineage: Eukaryota; Metazoa; Chordata; Mammalia; Rodentia; Cricetidae. Bases 109 to 429 code for a protein of 106 amino acids.